AUGGCCUUUGAGCAGCUGGAUCGGCUUGACAUGGAGUUGGGCAGUGCGCUGCCGUGUCCCGUGAUGCCCGCGCUGAUGCCACGCGGGCGCUCCAACUACGGAGGAGGUGGCGGUGGUGGGGGCGAAGCGCAUGGGGGAGGGGGAGCAGGAUCGGGGGGACACAAUGGGUUGCCGUCUUCAUCAGCAGCGGCCAGGAACUACAUGGCUAACAGGGAGCCGCCACAGUUGCAGAACGCCUCGUCUAAUGACUCGGCCACGGGGGACUGCGGCCCGCACAACGGUGAGAGCGUGGCCUCCCCGCCGACGACGACGGCCGCAAGUAGCGGCGGCGGUAGCGGGGCAAAGCUGCCCAGCGAGCUGACCAUCAUCCCGAUCUCGGCCAACGCGUCACCCCAGGGUGGCAACGAAGAGCACGGUGGCUACGGCAGCAGCAGCGGAGGUGGUGCCUCAUCGAACAUGUACCCACCGGGUGUGGUUCCCAUGCAGUACCUUAUGAACCCCCACGAAUUCCUCCAGGAGGAAUCUGGGGAUAUCGACGAGCUGAAAAGGUCAGCGUACCCACUCCUCCCACCGAAGGGGGAGGCGGCCAUCUUGUCCGAGAUACGCAACUUCGUGAUGCGCUAUAACAUCAAGCAGACAAUGAUCGCCGAGAUGACCAAACUCAGCCAGGCGUACGUGAGUCGCUUCUUCCGUGGCGACAUUGCCGACAUGUCGGAACGCACCAAAAACACUUUCUACAUGUGGUACCUGACGUGCAAGAACAACCCUUGGAAGUUGGCACAACUGUGCCCCAACUCUGGCGUGAAGCGGAUGGUCUCGGAGACGGGUGACUUGAUUCCACUCAAGCGGGAGCGCUUCACCUUCAAGUCAGCACACCUGGCCGUGUUGGAGCGGUACUACGAGCGUGAUCCAUACCCGGAUGCGCAGACGCGCGAGCAGAUUGUCGAGGAGUGCAACGAGGCGGUCGAGCGACCUGAGCGUCCUCUGACUGAACGGGAGAAAGUGAGCCUGCCUGUGGUGAACAACUGGUUCAACAACCGUCGAAAAGAGGCCAAGAAGCAACUCAGGCAGCAACAUGCGGCAGCAAUGGCGGCAGCGGCCCAGGCUGGUGGCCUUGGCGGGUUGCCAGCGCUGACAGGUGGAGGCCACCAGAAGUCCCCCUUCUCUGUGGGUCCACCCCUGUGGGGCGCACCCAGCCUGUACCCGCAGGUGGGAAGCUCGGCCGCGGCCCUCGCGGCUGCACUGCCAUCAUGUGCUUUUUUCUCACCGGCUGCGACUUUGCUGUCGCUAUGGGCCCAGGUGGAGACGCCCUCGAUGCGAGGUGGUGGUAGCGACCAGGGGGACUCUGCAGGCCCCGAGGGUGACAGUGACCAGGGGGAUUCGGACAUCUCCCAGGAGGAAGACUCCACCUCGCUGCCGUCGUACGGCCAUGACUCGGAGCCGGCCGACUUCACCACCAACGACAACAUGAAGCCUGUCAUCAAACAGGAAAUGCCAAGUUCUCAGUGUGUGUCCAGCAUGGAGCAGGAUGAUGAUGGCUAAGGACAAUGCGGUGGUGAACAGCAAGUCGUGGUGGGAGAAAAUACGAAAAAAAGAAAGAAAUGACGUCAACACUGAGAGUCUUCGACGCGAAAGGAUUUCAUAUCGUCAGUGAAAAAAAAAAAAAAGGAAGAGUUUCGAGAAAUUUCUCGGUAUACAUCGGACAAGCGAGCGCUGGUUGUCUUCUUCGGUGUUCGUCCCUGAAAUCCCGAGUGAAAAGAAUGCCACUAACGCAAGAUUGCAAACGAAGACAUCAUGAAAGAAAGGUGCAAGGGUUGCCGGAAUGAGCUUUUCGGUGCCGUUGUGGUUGAAGGAAGUCAUUUGUUGGAUCGUCCUUGCGCUGCCCACCCCGACGGAAAAGCAGUAAUGUUGUGUGUUGAGUGACAAGUGCGCAGCGUUGUUGCAUUCGCCAUAUUUGAUGUUGCCGUGCGCGGUUGUGGCGCGUCGUCUCUGCCGGCGAGUGCCAGGAAGGGAACAAGUUUUCCACGGUCUCUACCUCACGAUUGAAAAAAAAAAUGAAGCGAAUCAAAGAAAAAGUAAAGAAAAGCA
Molecule: messenger RNA, 2088 nt
Organism: Rhipicephalus microplus (southern cattle tick)
Lineage: Eukaryota; Metazoa; Arthropoda; Arachnida; Ixodida; Ixodidae
Product: homeobox-containing protein 1
Biological process (GO): positive regulation of DNA-templated transcription
Cellular component (GO): nucleus
Molecular function (GO): double-stranded telomeric DNA binding
Source: RefSeq, a predicted model, not a curated record